CGACCGACCAGACACAAUCAUUCGUUAUUAUUGCAUCCACGUCGCCGGCUUGCACCAUACGACCGUUCGCAAAUGCUAGCACGACGUGCUUCCCUUUUGGGCAAGGACAUCGGCGAUGGGUCGCCAUUGAUACCUACAGUUGGCAAAGAUGGAUUCCAGGUGUGCAUGGAUGUGUCGCAGUUCAAACCAAAGGAAUUAACCGUUAAAACUGUAGACAAAACUGUUAUUGUGGAGGGCAAACACGAAGAGCGAGAAGAUGAUCAUGGAUUGAUUCAACGCCACUUCAUCCGCAAGUACACACUGCCCAAAGACUAUGAUCCCAAAGACGUUGUGUCUACAAUUUCAUCGGAUGGUGUUCUGACGGUGAAGGCACCACCACCACCAAGUAAGGCUAUUAAAGCAAAUGAACGCAUAGUCCAAAUACAACAAACUGGGCCGGCUCAUUUGAGUGUUAAGGCGCCUGAAGAAGCUGCCAACGAAGGCAAACCAAAGGAGAAUGGAGAUAAGAAAUCUGCGAAGUAGGUGGUAGCUUCGUAGAGAAAACAAUACGAAGCAUACACAUACAAAUGAAAUACAAACAUUCUUUUGCAUCAGCUAGUUCUUAGUACGUAUUUUCUUCAAGUAACUGAAUUCUUGUACUAUUUUAUGUUUUAAUUGUAUUUUGAAAUUGACUACUAUGUAGUAUUAAAGUGCGUACAUGAGUGUUUUUAACUGCCUGUAAACUGAAUUUGUUCAACAAAUAAA
This is a messenger RNA of Rhagoletis pomonella (apple maggot), 744 nucleotides long. Its product is annotated as heat shock protein 27-like. The record is from RefSeq and is a predicted model, not a curated record. Lineage: Eukaryota; Metazoa; Arthropoda; Insecta; Diptera; Tephritidae. Gene Ontology annotation, biological process: response to heat; protein refolding. The transcript has a single exon. The annotation marks the transcript as partial. Gene Ontology annotation, molecular function: protein folding chaperone.